CGUCUGUGCUUCCGAAUCACAAUGUUGUUCAUCAAUUAAUUAAUUAAAUUGUUUAUUCGUUUUUACGCAGUGAACUCAACUUGUGUAGAAUCUGUAUAAAGCCUCUGGAACUACGCAAUCUCCUGUGCUUUUGUUUCGGGGAGGAAGGCUCGCUUGUACUCCGCAGCACAGGUCAUGAACCUUUAGCGGCAUUUUCGAGUUUUGUGCCCUCAGAUCCUCGCAUGCAAUGCCUGUGAGCUUUCUUGUUUUGGGCGAGGCUGAGAUUGGGGUGAAUACUGGAGAGACUACACAGUAGUGCAGCGCAUGAUUGUCGUGGAAUCGGGUCAUUCGAGCCGAGAGGACGAGGAGGGGGGUGAGGGGUUUGAGAGAUAGAAAGCAGCAAGCACAGCCAACAACAAGAUCCCAUUGUUUUGUGGUCUGGUCUGGAAGCGAGGGAAUGAGUCGUGGUCAGCUUGACCUGGCGAGUAUAACUUGUCGACAUCUCAGCCCGUGCUUUUAGUUGCAGCUGUUGGUCGUGGUGACGUCCAGUUUUCACUCUCGAAGACGCGUACUUUUGUGUGGAUGUCAUUUACAAAGAUAGUGGAACGUGUAAGAUAGAGUGGCGACGUGAAUAAAGUGAAUUCAUUGGAUUGGGAUCCGUAGCGAAGCGUUCCCUUAAAGCGAUGCACUAGUAUUGUAGGACUUGUUCUACCGCCUCUUUCGUAUAUUCGAUCAUCUCAACCUCGGCUCCUGAUUGUAGAGUCCCAGCGUUUCUUCGCCAUCUCUGCUCUGCCAUUUAUAGUAAAAUUUGACAAAGUACUCGCAGCUGAAAUCAGAAGCGAUUCCUGCUGUCGAUGGUACAAAAGCAUCGCGGAAGUGGGGAGAAGAGAAUUAGGAAAAUUGUAUCAGGCCAAUAAUUAGUUGCUCGCAAGUCGUUUGUGGCGGUGAAAUUAAUCCAAGAGGUCGACCAUUGAGGAGGAGUAACGGAGCCUUACAUGGCCGCGCACUCCAUACCGUCCCACGCACACAAUGCAGUAGAUCUGUCCGCGGUGCUGGCGAACACCAGUACGAAGUUGCGCAAUGAAAGCUUGCUAUCAGCGCUGGUACACAAAACGCACCAGCUGCCGGCCAUGUUCGUCGAGGCUGAGGACCAGCGGCCCAUGCUGGAGAUGGACGGGCCUACGCUCGCAACCAGCGCCUCGAUUCCCAUUGUGGACAUGUCGGUCUUGAGCUCUUCUGACCCUGCGCAGCGAGCCUCUCUCGUGGCCAACAUCGCGGAGGCAUGCGAGAAGUUUGGCUUCUUCCAGGUGGUGAAUCACGGCGUGGACGAGAGCCUGAUUCACAGGUGCGAGAUGGAAGCGCACAAGAUGUUUGAGCUUCCGCUGGACGUUAAGGAGCGUGUCCACCGCCCGCCCGGCACCUCAUUCGGCUACGGAGCCAACACUUGGAUCAACCAAACGGUCAUGCACUGGGCCGAAAGCUUCCACAUGCAGCUGCAUCCCCAAUCCAACAUCAAAGAAUUCUCUGGGAAGCUCUUCGCCGAAAGCGACCCUACCAGAUUCAGUUCCACAGUUGAGGAGUACAUGGGACAAAUCGAGACACUGGCGAGGCAGCUACUGGAGCUUCUCACGGAAGGAUUAGGAUUAGAACCCACUCGAUUUAACCGUUAUGUGGAGAACGAGCGCAUGAUGUCGAUGCGAUUCAACCUGUAUCCUCCGUGUCCCCAGCCUGAGCUUGCAAUCGGCUUGCGAGCUCACACCGACCCCCACCUUCUCACCAUCCUCCACCAAGACGAGAUUGCGGGGCUUCAAGUGUACAUCGACGACGAGUGGACUACUGUCAAGCCUUGUCCCGACUGCUUCGUCGUCAAUGUCGGAGAUCUCUUUCAGGUCCUGAGCAAUACUCGGUACAGAAGUGUGCUCCACAGAGCAGUGGUGAACGGCACGUCAAAGCGUCUCUCCCUGGCCUGUUUUUUGAAUCCUCCUUUGAGUGCAAUAGUUGAAGCCCCUCCGGAGCUCAUCACCACUGAGCAGCCGCAAGUGUAUCGCCCCUUUACGUGGGAAGAAUAUCUGACCAACGCUUACAAAUUUCAUCCGGCUAUGGGAGGAGAGCGACACGAACGUUUUUUCCUGGAGAGAUCGUGACCACGCUGGGCCCUACCAAGAUAUUCCUGCAACCUCCGAUUCUUACCUCCUCGGAUCUUCCUUCUCACAGCUGCGCGUCCUACACGUCGUCAUUGCCAAAUGCAGAGCACAAGCUCAGAGAAAAGAUGCAUAAUAUUUAUGGCGAAAAGCAUCGGGAUGUUGCAACGCUGCAACAAUGUCACCACCUCGGAGCCAACCUUCCAACCAUUUGUCGUGAUUGAUUCAUUGAAACAUUUGGCCUGGAUUUAGUUGCGAUGGUUGUGUGAAUCAUGCCAUAAACAAUAGCGCUGGAGGAUUGUUAUUUCUCAGUAUCUGGCGAUAGUGGGAGCUGGCCUAUACCAUAAAAGCGAAACUUUGUGCACUGGAGAUAGCCCACAUGAAGUAGAGUUUGGCCGGAGCUGAAUACUUGUGCAAAAUAUAUGAACCAAGGCUGUGUAGGUCGGAGAAGGAGGAAGGCAGAUCCUGUGGCAAUUUUGUGAGUGCUGCUGGAGAUCAGAGCACUUAGAAUGUAGGUAGAUAAGUAGAAGGAAGAGCUUCUUUUUGACACUAAGUUGAUGGGCAGGUUUGUUGUGUAUAUUACUGGCGUUGUUGCUGAGGCCUCGUACGAAGGCAGAGGGAUCAUUGGAAGAGAAAAAUUGCCUGCCAAUAAUUUAGUUUUUUUCGUUGUACAUACCAAUUCAAGGCUUGCAAGCAGUUGGGGAUGUAUAUGUGGGUGCUCCUGCUAUAUCCCUUCCAAUUUUUUGAUUAAUAGAAAAAAGAAAAAAGAAAACAAUCCUUGUGAAAAUUACUUUUUGUUAUA
Messenger RNA from Physcomitrium patens, 2922 nucleotides. RefSeq names its product flavanone 3-dioxygenase 2. Lineage: Eukaryota; Viridiplantae; Streptophyta; Bryopsida; Funariales; Funariaceae. The record is from RefSeq and is a predicted model, not a curated record.